Umbelopsis ramanniana AG is the source of this 399-nucleotide messenger RNA. RefSeq lists its product as uncharacterized. The transcript has a single exon. The record is from RefSeq and is a predicted model, not a curated record. The coding region runs from base 141 to 353 and encodes 70 amino acids. NCBI's taxonomy places the organism in Eukaryota, Fungi, Mucoromycota, Umbelopsidomycetes, Umbelopsidales, Umbelopsidaceae.
AAAUGUGAAAGCUAACUUCUUCGCUGUACUCGUCACCAGCAAUACGGGAAAAUGAUUCAUAUAGCUACCGUGUGCGGCUAACGAAGUAUACCUGCCAAAUGUGAAACCAAACAUGGGCAUAAUUCUACCCGACUCCUUUCAUGCACGUAGUAUGCAUGCAUUAUUUUAAAAGGGUCAAACAGAAUGACGCAGACCGAAAUUCAUCCGAUCGCCUGGUUCUCUCAUGGAUAUCAGCAUCUUCCAGAGAAGUGAACUAUGAAAGAAGUUUCAUUCACUGGCUUUUGUCCAACGUACUUUGGGUACAAUUUAUUUGUGUGGAAUACGUUCCAUUUUUCAUCUAUAGUAACAGCUAAUUACAUGAGGGCUUACUUCAUACCGUGCACACAUCAUCUUCAUAAU